AUGGCGGAUUCUCUGCUCUCAUCCAUUGCUACCUUUCACACUACAAAAAUCAUUGUCACAGAUCCAACCAAGUACUCUUUUAUUGGAUCCAUCCCUGAAGCAAUGCUCGGUCGUAUCUCUGCAUCGCAGGUUGACAAGCCAACAAAGAGGGGUAAGAAGCCUGAUAAUCAGAAGGAGGGACCUGUCUCUAAACCAACCAAGGGGCAAACCCCCAAGAAGCAAAAGUCUGAUAAGGCUACAAGUUCUCAGGCUCAACCGAAGAAGCAGAAAAAGCCUGCUAGGAGGCUUAUACUACAAUCCACAAGUGAUUCAGAUUCAGAGUAUGUCCCUCCUAAGCAUAAGAACGCUCCUCCUUCAGAAUCUGAGAGCGAAAGCUCUAACGAAGAGGCUUCGAGCCGAGGUGAUACUCCGCCUCGCUCCCCUACCCAAGAAAUUCCAGUUCGCUCUAACCCUCCUUCACCUUCACUUGUAACCAUCCCAGUAUCCAUCCCUCCUAUAUUUCCCAUUCCCACCACUCAACCCUUCACUACAAUUCCUAUUCCUACUCCCAUUUUCACAGAUACCACUACUACCACAGGAGCUCACUUUACUGCUCCCAAUCCACCAGUAACCGAACCACCAGUCACAACCGACCCUCUAGCUACUUCAAAACCCUUAUCACCCACUCAAUCUACCGAAACAACCCCUAUUCUAGGCGGUGAGGACUUGGAAUUUGUUUCCACGUAUUACCGUGUGCAAAGCGAUGAUGAUAACGAUGAGCUUGUCACAAAGCGUCAUCUCAAGGCGGUAAAUGAAAAGCUUGAUCAACUGCUUUUAUCCUCCUCUUCCGACGCUUAUUCUGAAGUUGUAUUGAAGGCCUUGUUCUCCUCUAUUGUUACAAAACACAGUGCCACAUUAUCUGCUGCAGCCAAACCAAUUAAAGCCUCUACUUCACAGUGUCAACAAGCCUCUCUUGCUGUUGAUGCUUCUACUAAGGAGUGCAAGGAAGCGACCGCAAAAGCUGCUGCUGCAAAGAGCGCUCAAACUGUCAACGCUUCAGUGGAGAACCUUCAACGGUCUCUUCAAUCUGAACGUUCCAACCUCGCAGCUGCACGCCAAGCCAUUGAAGCAACCAACGAAACUCUACACGCUAACGUCAAUGACCGAUUGACUCAGCUAAAGGCGGAGUUAGCUGUAGAGAAUCGGAUUAUGGAUGAACUACACAGGUGCACCUCACAGCUCAAACUGCAAACCCACAAGCUACGUUCUGCUAAUGCUGAGCUUAAUGACCUAAAUUCAAAAAGGGAGUUCAUUAGGAGUUCUGCUGCUGAUGUUCACUCCAUCCUCCUUCCUCUCAUUGAGGCUCACACUCUGAUCAUUACCAUAACCAUCUGGCAGACAAGCUCAGAACAGCAUUGGACAUCCUUAGUCGCAUCGAGGGUGUUCCGGUGA
This is a messenger RNA of Lactuca sativa (garden lettuce), 1431 nucleotides long. NCBI's taxonomy places the organism in Eukaryota, Viridiplantae, Streptophyta, Magnoliopsida, Asterales, Asteraceae. The record is from RefSeq and is a predicted model, not a curated record.